AGACAUAUAUUUAAGAAGACCGAUCCCGACGCCGCCUAUACCGACUCCAAGAGAAAGAAUAGUUUCAGCACCACCAGCGCCCGCAGCCCUUAUCUUUGCGUGAAAAGCGGUCCUCUGGCCUACAUGACCUUCCAAAGCCUGCACGCGCUCUGGGUUAGCUUUAUGCAGGAACUUCGGGACCUUGGAGGGUCUGCGGCUAGGGUUGGGUGUUUAUUGACAUCUUCAUCUCAUGGCGCGAAGCUUGUUAGUGCGCAUUAUCAUGGGGCGGAGGUAGAAGUUGUAAGGAGUCGGUCUUCGGGGAGGGUGGGGUUGAAGGGGAUUGUGGUGAGAGAUGCGAAGUUUACAUUUAUCAUUUUUAUGGUAAAGGGCGAGGUUAAGACUGAGUGGUUAAUUGAGCAUACGGUUCUUAAAUUUACUGUGCCGCUACCAGUACCGACGAUCGAGGAGUCUGUUCCCGAGAAAGCGAAUAUAGAAGAAACACCGAAUAUGUCAAUAAAGCUUGUCAUCCAGCUAUACGGGAGUCAAUUUGCGAAUCGGCCUGUGGAUCGGGCGAAUAAGAAGUUCAAGUGA
Molecule: messenger RNA, 570 nt
Organism: Penicillium odoratum
Lineage: Eukaryota; Fungi; Ascomycota; Eurotiomycetes; Eurotiales; Aspergillaceae
Product: ribonuclease P component 1 family protein
Exons: 3
Biological process (GO): tRNA 5'-leader removal; rRNA processing
Cellular component (GO): ribonuclease P complex; ribonuclease MRP complex
Molecular function (GO): ribonuclease P RNA binding
Source: RefSeq, a predicted model, not a curated record